Molecule: messenger RNA, 398 nt
Organism: Euleptes europaea (tarantolino)
Lineage: Eukaryota; Metazoa; Chordata; Lepidosauria; Squamata; Sphaerodactylidae
Gene: CRIPT
Product: CXXC repeat containing interactor of PDZ3 domain
Exons: 5
Coding region: 25-330 (101 amino acids)
Biological process (GO): cytoplasmic microtubule organization
Cellular component (GO): dendrite
Molecular function (GO): microtubule binding; PDZ domain binding
Source: RefSeq, a predicted model, not a curated record
GGACUCCGUCGCGGGUGAUUCGCCAUGGUGUGCGAGAAGUGUGAGAAGAAACUUGGUACUGUAAUUACACCAGAUACAUGGAAAGAUGGUGCGCGAAACACUACAGAAAGUGGUGGGCGAAAACUAAAUGAAAAUAAGGCAUUGACAUCAAAGAAGGCAAGAUUUGAUCCUUAUGGCAAAAACAAAUUUGCAAUAUGCCGAAUUUGUAAAAGUUCAGUUCACCAGCCAGGCUCUCACUACUGCCAAGGAUGUGCUUACAAAAAGGGCAUCUGCUCAAUGUGUGGAAAGAAAGUCCUGGAUACAAAAAACUACAAGCAAACAUCUGUAUAGUUGUAUACUGUGAGCUCUUCUCAUUCACCCCCUUUGAGAUUAAGCACAGUUAACAAACAUUAUCAACU